Molecule: messenger RNA, 1332 nt
Organism: Saccharomycodes ludwigii
Lineage: Eukaryota; Fungi; Ascomycota; Saccharomycetes; Saccharomycodales; Saccharomycodaceae
Gene: SSF1
Product: rRNA-binding ribosome biosynthesis protein
Exons: 1
Coding region: 1-1332 (443 amino acids)
Biological process (GO): rRNA processing; ribosomal large subunit assembly
Cellular component (GO): preribosome, large subunit precursor
Molecular function (GO): rRNA binding
Source: RefSeq, a predicted model, not a curated record
AUGGCCAAAAGAAGACACAAGAAGAGAACGCAUGUCAAAGUGCCUGAAGAAACAUUAUCCUCUAUCCCAAAAUCUAUGGUCAUUAGGGUAGGUAAUACUUCAAUGCACAGCCAUGCUUUAAGUCAAUUAGUCAAAGAUUUCAGAAAUGUUAUGCAACCACAUACCGCCAUUAAAUUAAAAGAACGUAAAUCAAACAGAUUGAAGGAUUUUAUUGUUAUGUGUGGUCCAUUAAAGGUUUCUCAUUUAUUCAUGUUUACUCAAUCUGAAAAGACUGGGAAUGUUCAUUUGAAAAUUGCCCGUGCUCCAACUGGUCCAACUGUAACUUACCAAGUUGUUAAAUAUAGCUUAGCUCGUGAUGUUAAAAAAUAUUUGAAAAGACCAAAAAGUUUAACUACAGAGGAUUUAUUGAACCCACCUCUACUUGUACUAAACGGAUUUUCCACUAAAAAUGGGGAGGUGGAAAAAGUUAUUAUUUCUAUGUUUCAAAAUAUGUUCCCAGCUUUAAAUCCAUCGGCAACGAAAUUAAAUUCUAUUAAAAGGGUUUUCAUGAUAAAUAAAGACCCUGCAACUGGACUGGUAGAAAUGAGGCAUUAUCAAAUAAGUGUCAAAGACAUGGACAUUAGUCGCAAUUUAAAAAAAUUGUAUAAAAGUGAACACAAUUUGCAUAAGGGUGUGCCGAAUUUAAGCCGUAAGCAUGAUAUUAGUAGUUUGAUUUUAGACCAUGAUAUUGGUGCCUAUACUAGUGAAAGUGAAGCUGAAAUUGAUGCUGAUGCCAUAGUGAGAAUCCAAGAAGAAAGAACAGUCCAUGCCUCGUCUUCUAAAAAAAUAAAAAAAAAAACUGCUGAUGAACCUUCACAGGAAAACAAAGAAGAAAGUGAAAAUCUGGCAAACCCUGUUGAGCUUCAAUCUAGAAAAAAAGCUAUCAAGCUAACUGAAUGCGGACCAAGACUAACCUUACGUUUGGUUAAGAUUGAAGAAGGUAUUUGUUCUGGUAAGAUUUUACAUCACGAAUUUGUAUCGAAAACCGAUGAUGAGAUUAGAGCUUUGGAAAAGAAGCAUGCUGCAAAGAUGAAAUUAAAAGAACAGAGAAGAAAGGAACAGGAAGAGCACAUUGCUCAAAAAAAGGCGGUCAAGGAGGCUAAAAAACAGCGCAAGUUGGAAAGAAGGCAACUGAGAAAAGAACAACAAGAAAAAGAUGAAAGCACCAAAAAUGCCGAAAAUAGUGGUAGUAAUAGUAGUAGUAGUGAGGAAGAUGGUGAAAGUGAGCACGGAUAUUCAGAUGUUCCUGAGGACUUAGAUAGUGAUUUGUUUAGUGAAGUCGAUGAAAGUUGA